UCAAAGAGUGAGGAGGAAAACUGUAUACGAGAGAGAGCAACCAGAGUAGAAGCAAAAGGAAGAAAAUUAUAUUGCCCUAGACAUUUUCUCGGUGCAAUUCGUCGUCGUUGUCUUCGCUUUUUUCAAAUGUGUGGUGAAAAAUCGGAUUUCGAAUUCCGGAAUUAGCCCGAGAAGAAAACCGUCGGAACAAAGUUAUCCAGGCUGUCGUCGUCAAACGCCCGUCUUGUAGUUUCUAUCAGUGCGUGAGAGUGUUUUCCCGUUUUUACUACCAUCUUCCUCUUUCUCUUUUCGCGGUGUACUUAUGAUGGUGGCGCAGGAAGUGUAAAUUUCUGGCCCAGCACUAGGUAGUUCGGAAUACAACGACAAAGCACAGCAUUUAAACUGGGAAGAUUCACCGUAUUCCUCGCUAAUGUAGCCGGGGUAAUGAAAAUCGGGUGUGAGUUCUACAUAAAGUGCGGCCCGCUAAUGGAGAUAAAAAUCCGUGAACGAGAGCUUGUGUGAAAAAAUUUCUUUUUCCUUUUGCUGGCGAUCAGCAGCAACAUCAGUGGAAGGUGGAGGAGGAAGUAGCUGAAAAUUUCUGACUGACAGUAGAGAAAGACAGCAGCGCGUAGAAAAAAAAGAGUUUGCGGAGCACCCCUUAUUAAACGCUGAAGAGUCGGAACACGGCAAGACAACGAGAAGAAACCCUUAAGAAAAUUGCGAUCUCGAAGAAGAGAACCCAGAAAGCAAGACAAGGCAUAAAGAGAAUUACGUUUUUAUUUUGUACGGUUUUUGGCUCCUUUUCACACAUUAACACGGGUUAGUUGCUUUUGGAAAGUGAGUUUUGUUUCUUGCAUCGAUCUCUAUGUUGGCGUUUCUUCUUGCGUAAAAUUGCAGAAAACUGCAAUUCCAAAUUUUUGGAAUACAACACCAGGUCGUAAAGUGUUUGUGUUGAUGUGGUCAUUUAUGUAAAAUCGUUCCUGAUGUUUGAGUGUGUAUCCACGGGUCGUUCGUCCGUAUGCAGAGAAUAACAACAAUAACAAUAGCGAGAAAACGCUGAACUUCCGGACCUGACAACUCGGACGUCGAUCAUUCGAUCGUAUUCAGCAUUCUUACACGGCGCAAGUAUCGGAGAAAUCCUAGCGACAUUAUCGACAAAUACAUCGGCAGCAGUGGAUAGCAAAAACAAGCCCCUCUGGCCUCGGUUGACGUCAAAUGUACUGCUGGAAAUGAUUAAUACAAAGGACGAAGUCGUAAACUGGUUCAAAGAGUUACAGAGCUACAACCGGAUAGAUACGAUGUGCACCUUGCUCAAUAUGUGCCUUCCAUUCGAGCUGCGCUUCCUGGGAACGUGUCUGGAGGAACUUGGGCGGCGAGAUGCCCAAGAAUUGCGGGGCAUCGAACUGCGGGUGAACAAUCCCCAGGAAUUCAUCUCGGAUAUCGCUUCCUGCCAGGGCGGAGAACCCACGGAUCGGAAGAACCGUCGAAAGAUGGCGAUGUUCCUUGCGCUGAUCCGAGCCUGCAAUCAUACCUGCGUUAAUGAAUUGUUCAAGACGCUCGAAGGUUGGGGCAAUCGGGACUUCGCACGACUCUUUGACGAAGACGUAUUACAGGAGCUGCUGCUGGUAUACACGAUGGCUACCAACCAUCCAGUGUUUUCGUUUGAACAACGCAUGAUAUGUGGUGAUAUUUUCAAAAACUUGAAAAACUGCGAACUGAAAACCAACUCUGGUGCUGGCCACCACCACCAACAGCAACAGGAGACUGAUAGUCUAUCUAAUGCGACACCCCCUCCUACUAGUGCGGGGACGCCAUUGGGGAUGGCACCAUCGUCGGCGCAAACUCAGCCUCCUCAGCCGGGGCAAUCCCAGCAGCAUCCAAUAGCAUCUCAACCACCUCAACAGCAGCCAAUACCGAUGCAAAUUCCAUUGCCACCGCAGCAGGCAGUGCCUCCGCCCAACCAGCAGCAGGUUCCACUUCCGAUCCCGGGUUUUUCGCAGGCACCUAUUGCACAGAUGAUGGCUGGUGAUCACAUGACAGUCGAUGGCCUUCAGCAGAUGCAGAUGCAGAUACCUCAGGACUUCACGAUGCCCCCGCCAACGACUGUGCCGCCCCACUGGGCGCUACGUAAUCCCGUGUUCCAGGUGGGACUAGAUACUUCAUUUCCGCCUCCAUCCUCGUCGCCACAUCUGAGCAAUCCAUCGUCACCGAUCCACAGCCGCACGGCCAGUCCGACGCGAAUCCCGACUAGCAGUGUUCAGCACCGAAUCAGUCGAAAUCAACAACCAACUCCGAGCGAACAGCAGCAACAACGUCAGCAUCACCCUCAGCAUACGCAUCCCCAAGACCACCGGGAUCAGCGGGAAAGUCAGCAGCAAGCGCAGCAGCAGCAGCAGCCGAUAAAAUCAGUUGAUGAGUCAUUACUAUUGGAUCAAACAACAGCUCUGACUCAGCUGCAGCAGCUGCGCAAUGGUUUCAGGCCAAGCCAUAACACGCUGCCCCGCCAAUCGAACAAACAAAGCUAUGUCAAUCAGAUUCAGUACCAUCAUCAACAGCAGCAAGCACAUCAACAACAGCAGCAGUCGAACUUCCACGGUACAAAUCCGGGCUUGGGGUUAGCGUACCCGAUGAAUAAUCUAAGUCUGAUUGAUCUGACGCAAAAAUCCAGCAGUGAUUCUGGCAGUUCGGCAGGAGACAUGUCUCCACCGGAGACUCCUGGAUUGAACACGACACCAUCGAACAACAUCGGGGGAUUGAUCCGGAGUAGGUCGUCGAAUCUGGGCAGGAUUAACGGGCGUCCGGACAAGCAACAGCAAUUAGGUAGUUCUGUGAUAUAUAAUCAGACGGUAGCGCAGCAGCAAGCGGCGGUCCAGUCCCAGCAGCAGGUUCAAACGCAGCCACAGUUCGUCGGCGGUAGUAACGAUAUAAUGGUAACAUCAGCAACACAAAAUUUAAUUAGUAAUAGUAAUAAUAAUAACAAUACUAUGAAUAUUAGCAAUGGAAAUAACAAUAGCGUAGUGUCAAACGCUCUGUUGAUAGGAGCCCCGACGCAAUCGGCCGGAGGUGCGAACCUAGUAUUGGGCUCUCAACCACAGUUCCCAGCUCCCUAUCCACCAUAUCAUACGGCGCAUUUGGCAACGCGGCCUGCUCUCAUUUCGACCCAUGGGGCAACAACCCUUCCGCCGGGUACUGCAUUCCGAUCGCCAGCGGCUGCUUAUCACACGAUGCAACACAAUGGAGAGAUUAUUUAUCCCUAUCCCACACAGGUUGCAACCGUCGGAGGGGGCGCUCCGUUGACCUUUCUACCAACUGCGUCAGCGUCUGUAGUUAGCAGCACUCAGUCCCUGCAAACAAUCCGAUCAGCUGGAACGUCGCAACCACCUCCACAAACACCUCAACAGCAGGUCCAGUCCGUUCAACAGCCCCCGCUAAUACAGCAAAAAGUGCCCACAGCCUACACGCCACCUGCCAUUGUUGCUGCUGUUCCUCUCCCGCAUCCUCCGAGUGCAACGACCCCAACUGGAAUGUACUCCGCCCUGUCAUGCUUCAACUGUGGCUCUCAAAAACAUACAGGUUUAGACUGCCAGGAAGCUUCAAUGGAGGAUGUAACUCGGAAUUCGGUCUACAAACUCGACUACAAUGCAGCUACCGCUCAGCAGCUAGCCGCUGCAAUAGCUGCCGGUGCGAUACCGGGAACAAACCCGGCCAAUGCCAUGGCCCUUGUUGCCGUCGCCGGUGUACCAUCAUCUACAUCACCCCCUUCGUCCGUUUCGGUAGCAUCCCUACCAUUGUCAGCUGUAUCAUCUGCUGCCUCAUCGGCGUCUUCUUCGUCGUCAUCGUCUUCUUCUUCAUCAUCUUCGUCUUCUUCGUCGCUUACAUCCUCGUCAGUCUCGUCUUCAACGACGACUCUGCCACUACCGCCACCACCACAACAACACGGACCCAAUCUUAUUAGCAGUAGUAGUAGUAACAAUAGCUCGCUAGACGCCUCCACAUCUGUAUCAACACAAACAAUAAAUAAUCAAACGGAUAGCAGUAGUAGUAGUACUAUUAGUAAGUGAUCAUCAAUCUAAACUAAUCUUAUAAAAAGAAAGAAAAAAAAAACAUAUUCUAUAAGAAGAAAAACUAAUUAAAAGUAAAUAGUAUACUCUGCAAAAAGAUUAAAAAGUCUAAAAAAGAUAUAGAAAACAAAAAAACACACAUGCCGAAAGAGUCAGUUAGUUAAAACGGGACACAAAAUUAGCAAAAAAAAAACAAAACAAAAAAAAUUGGAACAAUUUUACUAUUAUGGUUAUUACGAACAAAACCGGGAACUGACAGUGUGAUGUUUAGUGAAUGUUUAUUAGUGUUGGCUUUCAGAACGUGCUCCUACCAGCAAAUAUCUGGAAUGAUCGGAUGAAGUUGUAUUCAUACAAGAAAAAAAAAACUAAAAUAAAUACCAUAAAACGGGAACUUAAUCUGUUAGCGCAGGCUUUUGGAAAGAUGUGUGCCAUUUUUUUUACAAAUCUAUUGUAUUUUAACCCUAGACACGCAAGUACGAUGGAUGAAAACACAAUAUACACACACAGUGAGUACGUCAGGACACAGGGUGAACAAAUUCUAAUCGAAUCAUACGUUGCAUGAUGCAGCGCAAGGAAUUUUUGGAAAGACAAUAUGCUUUGUUGAUAGGGGUAGGGGCACGCAUUUGGGAAGGGCAUCUUAUUUAUUAAGACCAAGCAUCAACCACUCUAAGCAGUCGUCAGGUUUUCCUUGUUUUGUGUGUAGGACGAAUCCAAUAACCUUGUACUCAAAAUAUUUAUUUUUUUAUAUAUUUCCCUAUUUUUUGUAUAUUGCCACAUAUUAUAUUAGCAACCUGAGCUUUUUUUUGUUUCGUAAAGUUUUUGAGUUAUUAGGGGUAGCCUACUUAUCAAUUAUUAAGCUGUAAGUACUCUGCUCUGCGGGCAGGUGAAAAUGUAAACAAGAUCACGAUCAACUUUUUAAAUGUUUAUUUAAAUGUAGUUAUGAUCUAAUGUAAUAUUGUGUAAAUGUACUUGUUGAUACGGUUAAGAUA
Molecule: messenger RNA, 5029 nt
Organism: Armigeres subalbatus
Lineage: Eukaryota; Metazoa; Arthropoda; Insecta; Diptera; Culicidae
Product: mucin-2
Exons: 4
Coding region: 1209-4040 (943 amino acids)
Source: RefSeq, a predicted model, not a curated record